AACUACUACUCUCUUUGAAACCGUCAGCAACCAAAACCCAAAAGCAGGGGACGAUCAACAAAUCUCCAUCACCCAAUUUUGCAAAGAAACAAAUUAUAACAAAAUAACCAAUCUUUUCUCUUCAUAUUCAUCCUUCCUUCAUGGCUGUCAAACUUCAGCCAUGGCUUCUCUCUGUCUUACUACUUGUCUGCUUCUUCAUUCCUUUCUCUUCUUGCCAAUCCGAUUCUCCUGUUAACAUUGAAACCUUCUACCCAUUUCCGAUCCCAUCUCCAGCACCAUCACCAUCACCAAUUAGUCCAAACAACACCCAGGUCUUUCCUCCUCCACCGCCUCCGGUCACACCACUACCACCGCCGCAGGCGCCACUCCCUGUUGCCAAGCAAGAUUCAACGUCGAACAGAACCAUUGCAAAGGCAGUAGCUGCAACUGCUGCUAGUACUUUUGUUGUUUUUGCUAUGCUCUUCUUUUUGAUUCGUGUUGUAAAACGCCGUGGAGAGACUGGUUCCUGUGGCACUCAGGCUGUGGUUGGUGGUGGUGGUGGUGUUGGUGAUGAGUUUAGACGAUUUGAUGGGAAUGUGAAGGGGUUGAUUGUUGAUGAGAAUGGAUUGGAUGUGCUUUACUGGAAAAAGCUUGAAUUUGAUCAUCAGAGGAACUCCGGUUUCCAGAAAUCAGUAUUUCAUGCUCCAGAACACGGCGUCGAAAAAGAAGAAAAAGAAAUCAUUCAUGGAGGAAAUCGACGAAUACAAGAAAUCCCUUUAAUUCACGGAAGAUCGUCUACUUCUUACAAUAAGAUUGCACCAGAGGUGGAUGAUCGGUUCCGAGUUACAGCUGCACCAACAGAGAUUGCGAUCCAGGUCAUCGUGAAACCUCCUUCACCACCUCCUCCUCCGCCGCCGCCAGUUCCAUCCAAACCAAUGCCACCUCCUCCGCCACCAGUUGCAUCCAAAUCAACGAUGUCAGUUUCAAAGAAUCAAACUCCUUCGCCAGCGCCGCCUCCUCCUCCACCACCUGUUCCUGCAAAGAAAAAUCCAGCACCGCCACCGCCUCCACCCAGGGCUAUUUCCUCCAAACCACCUCCGGUGCGUAGAGCAUUGCAAAGUGAGAGUAAAGUAAGAGAGUCUUCAAGCAUGGCAGGAAGUGGUAAUGACCAAGUGAAAUUGAAGCCCUUGCAUUGGGAUAAACUGAAGCCUAAUGGUGAUCAUUCAAUGGUCUGGGACAAAAUUGAUAAUGGUUCUUUCAGGUUUGAUGGAGACCUAAUGGAAGCACUAUUUGGAUAUGUUGCUACCAGUAAAAAAACGCCUGAAGGAGGAGGAGACAACAGUUCAAAAAAACCAACUAUUCCUUCACAAAUUGUUAUACUUGAUCCGCGGAAAUCGCAGAACACUGCGAUUAUAAUCAAAUCUCUGUCCAUCUCUCGCAGAGAAAUUCUUGAUGCACUCAAUGAAGGUCAUGGUUUAGAAUUGGAAACUCUUGAAAAGCUCACAAGAAUUGCUCCAACUGACGAAGAACAAUCCCAGAUUCUUGAGUUCAAUGGAGACAUUGCAAGACUUGCUGAUGCUGAAUGCUUCCUCUACCAUCUCCUCAAAGCUGUUCCAUCAGCUUUUACUCGAUUCAAUGCCAUGAUUUUCAGAUCAAAUUACGGGUCGGAAAUUUCACAACUCAAGGAAUCUCUGCAAACACUUGAAGCAGCCUGCAAAGAGCUUCGAAGUCAAAGACUCUUUAUGAAAUUACUCGAAGCAAUUCUCAAAGCUGGAAAUCGAAUGAAUGCAGGUACUGCCAGAGGGAAUGCUCAAGCAUUCAAACUCACUUCUCUUCAGAAGCUAUCUGAUGUUAAAAGCACUGAUGGGAAGACUACUUUACUCCACUUCGUUGUAGAACAAGUAGUACGAUCGGAAGGAAAACGUUGUGUUCUCAAUAAGAAUCGCAGCUUGAGUCGCAGCAGCAGCAGCAGCCAGAGCAGCUAUGGCAGCAUAAUUAGUGAGACGAACUCAGCAUCCAAAGACGAACGCGAGAAGGAAUAUACGAUGCUAGGAUUACCAAUUGUUGGAGGACUAAGCUCCGAAUUCUCUAAUGUAAAGAAAGCAGCUGCAAUGGACUACGACACCUUAGCAGUCACUUGCUCCGCUCUCACAUCCCGUGUUGCAGAAGUUAAGCAGCUUGUGACUCAAUGUGAUGGAGGAUUUGUGAGGGAGAUGAAAGGCUUUCUUGAAGCAGCAGAAGAGGAAUUACAGGUGGUGAGAGAAGAGCAAAUGAAGGUAAUGAAGCAUGUACAAAGAACAACAGAAUAUUAUCAAGCAAGUGCUUCAAAGGAUCAACAGGCACAUCCACUACAACUAUUUGGUAUAAUUAAGGAUUUCUUGAGUAUGGUUGAUCAGGUCUGUGUCGAAAUUGCUCGAAAACUGCAACGGAGGAAGACAACAAUGCCAGGAUCCGGAUCAUCAUCGCCCAAGUCACCCCCACCAAGGACGCCAACAAGAUUCCCCAACUUGCCAGCACAUUUCAUGAAAUCUAGAAGCAGUUCUAGUGAUUCAGACUCUGAUACCUAAAACAUGUAUACUGCACAAUAGGAUAUCGAUUCAUGUACAUAAAAAUGAAUGAAUUUUUGCCUGAAUGUUUGUUAAAUUCUUGCAUCAUUGGACAUACUUGACUGAUAAGUUAACAUUAUAUGUCCUUAGCAGUUACAAUGCUGACAUUAAUUGGUUGUCAUAUGAAUAUAAAGCUCAUCCUUCAUGAUGAAUGUU
Molecule: messenger RNA, 2741 nt
Organism: Tripterygium wilfordii
Lineage: Eukaryota; Viridiplantae; Streptophyta; Magnoliopsida; Celastrales; Celastraceae
Product: formin-like protein 4
Exons: 2
Coding region: 141-2546 (801 amino acids)
Biological process (GO): actin cytoskeleton organization; actin nucleation
Molecular function (GO): actin filament binding
Source: RefSeq, a predicted model, not a curated record